Messenger RNA from Mugil cephalus (flathead mullet), 8851 nucleotides. It is a transcript of the gene ttbk2a, whose product is annotated as tau tubulin kinase 2a. The coding region runs from base 668 to 4354 and encodes 1228 amino acids. The transcript has 16 exons. Gene Ontology annotation, cellular component: ciliary transition zone; ciliary basal body; nucleus. NCBI's taxonomy places the organism in Eukaryota, Metazoa, Chordata, Actinopteri, Mugiliformes, Mugilidae. Gene Ontology annotation, molecular function: ATP binding; protein serine/threonine kinase activity. The record is from RefSeq and is a predicted model, not a curated record. Gene Ontology annotation, biological process: signal transduction; peptidyl-serine phosphorylation; cilium assembly.
AAUCCAAUACACUGUUGAUUUUCAGCCUCAUUCAAUAUCUAACUAAGAUUCUACGCAUCUUAUGUUAUUUCGUUUUGUUUUACAGUUUGUGUGAAUCGUGUAUAUACGAAAACAUUAAGAGCAAUUUUAGGGCCGUAACAACAAACGCAGGAUUUGGCGGCGCCGCAGCGCAUGCGUGGGGACCACGGGACCGCGCUUUAAAGAACCCUAUCCGCGCGCGUCCGAGCUGUUGCGAGGGGCGAUGGAGCCGGGGCCGCGCCCGCAGGACUCAUCACAAGAAGAGUCGUCACGUCACGGAUCCGCAGCGGAGCGACAGAGAUGCUGAGGUGACAGGCAGAAGGAGAAAAGGGACGAUAUCACUCCGACAUAUUCCUCCUCCUCCUCCUCCUCCGCUCACUUCAUUCGCCAACCACCGACAUAACACCGCCAGCUCUUCCCAUGGACGGUGCACUCGCAAUGGGAUUCCUUUCCACGUCGUCCCCGCCGCCUCCAAACGUAGAGGAUUUUUUCUAACCACACCCGGCUCUUCUUUGGCUCAAGGAUUGGUUGGCAGAGCAAAGACCGGAGGGUUCUCCAUCAGAUCCCAGAUGCCCGGCCCAGUGUGAGGCUACAAGUCGAGGGUGGGGGGGGGAAGCAGUGAGGACAGCGUCCCUGGUCCACAGCCGGGAUGAGCGGGGGAGCGGAGCAAGCCGACAUCCUAAGCGUGCUCUCCCUUGUCAAGGAACGAUGGAAAGUGGUGAAGAAGAUCGGCGGUGGAGGGUUUGGGGAGAUCUACGAGGCCAUGGACCUGCUGACCCGGGUCAGCGUGGCGCUGAAGGUGGAGUCGGCCCAGCAGCCCAAACAGGUCCUGAAGAUGGAGGUCGCCGUGCUGAAGAAGCUGCAGGGUAAAGACCACGUGUGUCGGUUUGUGGGAUGCGGCCGCAACGACCGCUUCAACUACGUGGUGAUGGAGCUUCAGGGUCGGAACUUGGCGGACCUGAGGAGGAGCAUGUCUCGGGGAACGUUCAGCAUCAGCACCACCCUGCGUCUGGGGCGCCAGAUCCUGGAAGCCAUAGAGAGCAUCCACUCUGUCGGCUUCCUGCACCGUGACAUCAAACCGUCCAAUUUCGCCAUGGGUCGCUUCCCCAGUACCUGUCGAACCUGCUACAUGCUGGACUUUGGUUUGGCUCGCCAGUUCACCAACUCCUGCCAGGAGGUCCGACCUCCCCGUCCAGUAGCAGGGUUCAGAGGGACCGUCCGCUAUGCGUCUGUCAAUGCACACAAGAAUAAGGAGAUGGGUCGUCAUGACGACCUGUGGUCUCUCUUCUACAUGCUGGUAGAGUUUCUGGUCGGCCAGUUGCCGUGGAGGAAGAUCAAGGACAAAGAACACGUCGGGAAGGUCAAGGAGGAUUACGACCACACUCAGCUGCUCAGACACCUGCCGUCAGAGUUCGAUUUGUUCUUGGAUCACAUCUCCAGUCUUGACUACUUCACCAAACCGGACUACCAGCUGCUGAUGUUAGUGUUUGACAACAGCAUGAAAACCUACAACGUUGUGGAGAAUGACCCCUACGACUGGGAGCGGACAAGCACAGAUGGUUCCCUGAUGAUCAGCGCCAGUGCCACAACGCCGCAACAUCACACCCGCCUCACUCCUGCACACAUGGGUAUGGCCAACGCCUCGCUGAUCCCCGGCGACCUCAUGAAGGAGAACACGGACGAGGUCCUUCAGGAUGAGCAGCUCAGCGAUGCCGAGAACAACCCUGCUCCUGAGCGACUGCCGGGCUCCCCCCUCCACCCACACCGCAACCAGGAGGCCGACGUCUGGGAGGAGCUGGAUCGCAACCGCAACCGAAUUAGGACGGCAGUCUGGAAGGCAGCAGCAGAGGAGGAGCACAGCAACAACCAGGGCAACCAAGGACACCAGAGCCCUUACGCCGGGCCGAGCUUGGGUUCCCCGGUCAAGCUGCACGCUGACGUGGUGGCUUCUGACCGCGACGGCCCUCUGCUGAGGAAGCUCCGCAACAUCCACAGCUUUGAGCUGGAGAAGAGGCUCGGCCUGGAGUCCAAGCCCAGUCCAGAACGCUUCCUGGAUGCCUGUUCGGCGAAGCAGCAUCUCGGCGCCCAGCUGCAAGAGAAGGAGACGGACGUAGCUGCAAUCACACCCGUAACUCACGGUCAAGCUGCAACUGCUGAGGAGCGUCCCAGCAGGAUCUGGCACUACGACGAGGACUUCCGGUCUGGUUCUCCUAAGCCAGCUUCUCCUGGAUCUUUGGAGCAGGGAGAGGGGGCAGUCAUUAGCGGGGGCUUUGUGGCCCUCAAUCUGAGCUCUGGGAGGCAGGACAUCGACUCGAGGGAGUGGGUAAUGGUGGAGCGGCCUGGCGGCUCCCCGGGAGCCAAGGCUGCCACCAGUCCUUCAGAGGAGGACGAGGAGCCGGAGGUGCUCCAACCGGAACAGUCACCGGGUUGGGAAAAGAGGAGUCCGACCCCUAACUCUGGCAAAGCUAAACAAGAAAGCAUGCCUUCAUCCAGGGGAAGCGGAAGAAUGGACAAGUUGGAGCUUAGCGUGGGCCCCGUUGGGGCCCUGCCCCCCGUCACUCCGACCAGCCCGGCCGAAGCUCUGGCCGAGGGAGUCCUCACUCAGCUCCCCACCUCUCCUCCGUCUCUGCCCGAGGAGGUCGCGGCCCGGACGUGCAGCCCCGUCCCGCUGCGCUCUCCCAGCCCUCACACCCUCCUGACCACCCUGUCGGAUCCGCUGCACCUGCGCCAGCCGCCGGGCAUGAGGCGCAGCCUGUCCGUCGACCAGCAGCAGCAGCAACAGCAAGAGCGUCCCACCUCUUCCUCCUCCUGCCACGCCUCCCUACCUCCGCCACCCAACCCCGCCCCCGGCACUCGCUCACCCAGUCGCAGGAAACUCCCGGCCAUCCCCGCGGGUGCCGCCAACGCAAAGUUUCCCUCAGUCAUACGCAUCACCCGCGCCCAGCUACAGCAGCUGACGGCUCAGCGUCCCUCUGGGCUGUCCUCUCAGUCAGGAUCAGACAGUGCUCCGCAGUGUCUCCUGCUGGAAAGGCGCGGUGAAGCCGAAGCUGAAGGUCAGCAUGUCCCAGAGCACACGGCGGACAUCGGCUCCCCCCAGGACCACGUGAACACCCGCCCGGGGACGCCGACGGAUCCCUUGGCCGAGACCCUGGUCAAUGGAGACAGCCACACCAAAGCUCAAAGUCCAGUGCCAAGUCGCGUGUCUUCCCCCCGUUCGCCGCGCUCGCCUCCUCUGCGCUCGCCGUCCUCUCCCCGCUCCCCUCGCAGCCCCGUGUUUGCCAACGGUCGCCUCUCCUCCCCUGUGAACAGCCAAAGGGAUUUAAGUAAUGGAUCUUUCCCCAGGCUCAAAGACCCCGAGAACGAUUGUUUCCGUGCCACAGAGCCUCAGCCGAGGGAAGAGCAGGGAGGAGAAGUGGCCUUAGGACAGACCACUGGUCCGGCCCCCUCCUCCCCCGCCGCCCCACGCAAGGACCCAAGCCGCAGGCAUAGCCGCAUCCCCGUGCUCGAGCCCUCCAGCCUGCUGGAGCUCCCUCCUUCAGGGUCUGCCAAGGAGAAACUCUUGCAAAAGAAAGCCAACCACCAGGGCCCGGUCCCCUCUCCCACUGCCUCGCCGUCCCUCUCCGACAGGCGCGGCCCCAUGGUGGCGUCCCUCGCCAGGGACCCGCUGUCCUCCGCCUCUGACCGCUCUCAGGACGAGGACUCUCUCAUGGGCUCCCGGUCCGAACGGCAGGGGGACGCGUCUCUCUCCUCCUCCUCUAGCCCCCUGUCCCGCAAGAGCAGGAUCCCUCGUCCCGUUCAUUCGGCCUCAUCCACCGAGCAGCUGGCCGCCCAGUUCCUGCCGCGCCCACCUCCCGGAAAGCCACCUUGCCGCCCCACAGUGGAGGGCAGACUUAGGCGUUACCGCAUCCGAGCCGGCAGCACCAGUGACUCAGACCUCCUGUCAUGCCUUGCUCAGCUGAUGCAUGGCUCCCGCGGCUCCCCCCUCCACCACCGCUCCUCGGCCCAGCACGGGGGCUCCAGGAUGGGCAUCUGCAGCCUGACCAGCUCUCCGCACCACCACCGCAGCUCUAGCGCCUCCCCGCGCAGCUCCUCCUCCCUGCAGCGCUCAGUCAGCUCCUCGCCCUCGCGCCACGAGCACCGUGGCGGCGGCGGAGGGGGCUGCCUGGGCCGCAGCCGCUCGCCCCCCAGCUUCUCCGGCUCGCCGCCUCCCCGCCGCUUCUAUGCGCACCACCAGGAGACUUGCUGCAGCCGGCAGGCGCGCACGGGCCCCUUCCACCUGUCCAGGGGGAAAGGCUGCAGCCGAGAGGGCAAGUGCUCCAGCAAGCUGAGCAGAUAGUCGCUCAUGAGAUUGUGUUGCCACAGCAGAGGAUGGGAAGUCUCCCAAAUAGGAUAGGAUAGACUCCAGUCAGGAUAGAAGCCCGAGUCUUCCUUUAUAAUCAGAAAAAAUAUAUAGUUUCCCUUUUCUCCAUUAGUCUGAACUCACACUGCUUCAUCGUGUUCCUCUCACUCCUCCUAUUUGCACGCAGGCGUUGUUGCUCAUUUAUGUGCCCAGUGGUACUCGCGCAAAUUAGCUCCGCCGUUGUGGCAGAAGCAGAGACGUCCCAAUUUUAGUCACAUUACUCAGUGGUACCUUUCAUUACUCCUUGGAGAAAGAGCCUUAGAGGUAAUGAUACAUCUACUACUCAAAGCAAGUGCCAGCCUCUGGGGCUAAAAAGAGAUGGAAGUUCCGAAAAUGAAAAAAACACGUUUUCAUCCCAUUUGUGGCAUUUUAUAUAACCUACCCAUUUAAAUUAUAUCAGAGCUUAAAUUUAUGUUACAAAUUAAGAGUUCGGAGCCCUCACUGCUUCAAAAUGACACCGAUCAGCCACAACAUUAUGACUAAUAUAAUAUUUUCUAGGUUUCCUUUGUGCCUCCAAAACAGUUGUGACUCCUCAGAGAAUGUUGUUAGCGUGCUAGCGUGUGGGGCGCCUGGUCUGGUCUAGGUGGGUGGUACAUGUUUAAGUAACAAGUUUCCCAGCAGAACAUAGUACUGUCACAAGAUGGUCAGUGUUACUUACUUCUCCCUCCUGUCAUUGGUUUUAAUGUUGUGGCUGAUCGGUGUAUCUCCCCCAGGUGUUUCCCGCCCGCCUCGCGCUCACCUCGUUGUCCUAUUUUUUUAAUCAAUCGAGAAUCAUGCGCUGCCAAAAAGACGCCUCACAGAGCAUCAAAACCACUUUUGAGACGUCCUCUAAUUGUGUAAAAUUUGUAGGUUAACUUUCCAGACAGGAUAUGUUUAAUUUACAGCAAAACUGUCAAUCUGCAAAAUUAAACACAAGACAUAAAUCAACAAUUAGUUGUACCAGUGGGUACAUAAAUAAAUGAGUCCUGCUCUUUCGCCCUCAUGCACUACAAUAUCUAGUAUCUUAUCUGUCCCCAGUAUUAAUGCACUUGAAUCAUACUGAUGGAAUAUCAGUAAAGCUGGUUAAUGAAAUAUUGUCCUGGGGUUGACUCCUGACGUUUUUGGAGAGUGCAGGCAGGGUAUAAUACUUACUUUGUGCUAAAUGUGAACGCAUAAAGCCAGAAUCGUUUGUGUACAGCUGUAUUUAUUGAGAUAUUUAUUUUGACGCUUAGCUUUUCGACUCCUUCCCUCUUGACGCGCGAUCCGUGUGGCUGUGUGGCUCGGUGUCGCUCGCAGUAAACGAAGGGACUUACUCAAAGUGACCCUUCGUACAAUCAAUCAUGUAAAGUGCGCGUGAGGACACACACCUUUUUGUGCCUACUGUGUUGCUGAGAGGAAUUGGGGUCGCAGGUCACAAUAGUGAAGCUCCCUUCGGAUGUGAAAGGGUUGAUCGGGCCGGAAUUCCUUUUUUAGUCGUGACCCUUGUAGUAGCAGAAGCGAGCUUACGCGACACGAGGUGCAUUACUGAUGAGUAAUGUGCAGACACAGAUGUUUGUCUCAGCGUGUGCCUUGGCACUUCGGGCAGCUUGGGGAUUUACUCUGGUGUGUUUGUGAUUAGUAAAAAAGAAGCCAAAAAAAAAAACUAAACAAAACAAAGUGCCAGCGGUUAUAAGACUCAUUAGUAUUCUUUCAUAAUGUAGAAAAAGUAGCAACAAAAAACGUUUGUAAGUCAAACACAAUUAGAGCAACGGUUCACUUCAGUAGCUAUUAUUUGUAAUACAAGAAAAAAUGAAGUAUCCUGUUUCAGCUGUCCUGUCAGUAUGACCAGGUCAGUGUUAAGAGAUGAAACUGAAUAAAAUGUGAAUUUCAGAUUAGGGCUGGGUGGUAUACCGGUUCAAACCGAAUACCGGUAUUUUUAUUUUCUUCAUGAUAUGAAAUUUUAAUAAACCGACAUACCGGCGUAUUUUAUUACACGGCGUUCGGAACGUUGCGCCGCGAGACACGGUUUCAGACUGGACCACUUUCAGUGCAGCGCCUGUAAAUACGAAUAGUGCGACUGCGUCACUGCGAGGCCUAAAUGAAGCAGCGGAACGAGAGGUACUUCUGCCCAAAAAAAAAGGUGCCCAAGUUUAGCUUCGUAUGAAUGAGAAAAAAAUGUUGCGCGCAGACUACAAUUAUUACGGUAGGCGAUCGCGCUGCUAUUGCUAAAUGUUCCCGGAUGUCCACAUUAGCAAGCAGUGCUAACACGGGUCCAUGCAAAUCUGUUUUACUACUAGUGUGGGAUUAUUCUACAAUAUUUACUCAACAUCACAGUAAAAUAGACCAUCCUUAGCUAAACUACUGCUUUAAUUCCUCUCUUAACGAGUAGAAAAUGUUGUGAAUACACAAAAAACAUAUAUAUUAAUUGUAAUUUAUUUUACACAAAAAAAAUGCCGUGAUACUGUCAAAAUUUAUAUAAAAAAAUAAAAUACCGUGAUAUAUAUUUUUGGUCAUACCGCCCAGCCCUAUUUCAGACCUCAAAAUGAAAACAAGUUUUCCUGAAAAUGGAGGCCACGUGUUGAGAAAUUCCUCACCAAAACGAUGUUCUACGCCUCCUCCAAGUUUUAUUUCUUUGUUCUACGCAGGGGAACGUCUUUUAUAUAUAUAUAUAUAUAUGUGUGUGUUUGCGCACCAGCCAAAACGAAUCAGUGUUGCCCACUUCCCACUCCUCUGCUUGUAAGAUACUGUAAAAUACCUGCUGCUUCCUUCCAGUGCUACCCUUUGCAUGCUCAACAACAGAGAUCGAAAGAAAAAAAAAAAAAAAAAAAAAAACUAAACUACUGAGUAAAAAGCUGCAUACCACUUACCCACCACACAGCAUUUAUCUUGUGACGAUUUUAACCUUUAGCGGGGACGUUGUUGCGUGAUGAGCCAGUUUAGUUUCUGUGAAUCUUUUAAUAUAAAUUUCCCACCCCGGUUUUAGUUUUCUGAGCUUCCUGCACUCACUUGGGAGUAUUGUGGAGUAUGAUAGAUGGGAUUUUUUAAUCAGUCCAGCUACAUGGCAGGAUGCGCGAAAUAGAAAAGAAUGAGACUUGGAUGUGUUUCAAGGUCUCAUAUUGUGGGUAAACGCAUUGACAAAAUUCACGCACAUGUGGACAGAUUAUCAGGUGUUGGUUUUGAACUGUGCUGAAAAUGAAAGUGCUGGGCACGUUGCUUUGUAGAUAUGAAAUGUGCUGCUUUUUAUUUAUUUUUCUCCCCCCCCCCCGACUCACGCAGAUCUUGCAGGUACCUACGCUAGCAUCACAGAGCAGCUACGAUGACUCAUCCUGAAGGCAGACAGCGUUCAGUCAGUCAGCCGCCUUAAUGUCUCUUCUCUGCCCCUCUGUGCGUAGCGAGGGAUGACUGAGCCUUGUCUGUGUUGGAGAUCAUUCCACUAUUAGGCCCGAGCCAAGCCUUCCCGUCACCCCUCUCGUGUGUAAACGGCACCGUCUAUUAACCUGUGUGAGAGCGCCACCGUUUUUCCUGUGACGAUGCGUGGAUCAUUUUACCGACUGACUGGUGGAUAUAUAUCGGCAACUUUCAGGGCGCAUUAUCAAGUUUGUUCGUAGUGUCUCUCAAACAGGGCUGUGCAAUUUCUGCGCCGCCAGCAAAUCGACCUUUCGCGCUCACAGAUACUUCAAGAUGUUUCGGAACGCCGUCGCUCAGACUUUUCAUAUGUACCUGUAAAUUUAUUCAAAGUAAUAUUUAAAUAAAGUCAUUAUUGUACAACCAUAACUUAUACGCUUACAGGCUUCAAAACAAGGGAGGAACAGACACUUAACAGAGCUGCUGGUUUUGAAAGAUAAUCAGAUUUCUUCUUUUUUUUUUUCUUUUUAAAUAGUUAUUAUUGCACAUAAGUGGUGUGUAGUUGUAGUAUUAGUGCUACCUUCCAAGAUGAGAUUUUCUUUGUCACUUUUUAGAGUGACUUGCUGAUAGAAAUGUGUCAUAUUUACAGUAGCUUGUAGGUAUUUGUGGUCACAGAUACCCUCGGACCAGCAGAACAAACCCAGCUGUUUUUAUUUUAAAAAGGGUGACGGAGACUAAUAAAAGCUUUUGUGUGCCCUCGUGCACUUCUCAUGUCAUAACAUGUUAAUAACUUAUAAAUACUUGACAUAAAUUAUUUAUUGUGACAUUUGCUAAUUUGCCCAUCCAUCGUUUUGACUUCAAUUGUUUGAUUUUUUUUUUUUAAUGGUUGAUAUUUUUUUGUGUUGUUAUGUUUGUCAUGGUUUUGAAAUGUAACUGUACAGUCUCAAUGAAAGAAUGUAACAAGUGGGAGUUUUUUGCAUUGUAUAUACCUGUAAUUAUUUAUGUUAAUUAUAUCAUUUGUAUCAUAUCAAUGCCUUGUACAGUGUUUUUUUCUUCUUCUUUUUGGUUUAAAAUUAUUUUGUAUUUUAUUUUUAUAAACUGGUUAUAAAUAAAAUACUCAUUCCGCAUGCA